Molecule: messenger RNA, 911 nt
Organism: Rubroshorea leprosula
Lineage: Eukaryota; Viridiplantae; Streptophyta; Magnoliopsida; Malvales; Dipterocarpaceae
Source: the annotation of a GenBank genome assembly
CGAUAGCGGAGUCCAAAAAAGAAGUCAAAAGGCCUGGUAGGAUAUCUGAUCUUGCAAGAUUUGGAUCGCUUCAAUGAACAGUUGAGGUUUCAAUCCAGUAAGUUGCAUCGGAUCUGCUACUUCCAUCAGUGAUUUUAACAAUAGAACCGCGUAUGCUCGGGACUCAUAUGUCCCACGUUGCAUGACUCGGGUUAAGCACUCAACAAAAUCACUAUUUUUUCCAAGAAGAUUCUGGAGACCGGCUUCUGAUGGUUGUAGAUGGUAGAGGAUACUUAUGGCCUCGUCUGUUGGUCGAGUGGAGUCAACCCCAUCUUCAGAUGAUUCUUCCAUGGAAUUGGAAUUGAUUACAAUUGCAGCCAAGAACUCAACUGCGCCUGCUGCUUCAAUACACCUUUUGUUUGUUGCAUUUUCCACGGCUAUUGAUUGUAGUCUACGGAGACACUUUCUCUGCUGCUGUGGAGACUUGGCAUCGGUGAGGAGCUUAGCGAUCUGAGAUUUGUUGAUCGGUGGCUUCGGGGUAGGGAUCCUUUCGAUUCCAUGCGAGGCAUUAAGCACGCACCAGGACUGGAGCAAUCGCCGGAGUGUAUGGUUCGGAGUAAGCUCACGAUCCGCAAUGACCUGUUUUGUCACCGGACAAGUAGUGUUCUUAACGGAAUACAACCAUUUCUCUAUGCUUUCCCUGUCGUAAGUGAUCCCCGUGGACACCGUCACAGGAUCCUUCAUGAUCUCAAGAGAAAUAGGGCAGAGGAAGAACGGAGGAACAUCGAUUUCUUCCAUCAAAACAAGAUAAAUUUUCAGAAUCACAAAAAACCCAGAUGAAGUUGAAUCAAAACAAAUUGAGCUAGGAGUUGACGAGAGAAUAUGAUCGAAGGUAGUUCGUGAAUUGGUUUGAAUGAAGAGUUCCUUAGGUG